UGACUUGGUUCGUUUCUGAUUGGCUGGGUCCCUGUACUUAGCGCUCUGGAGGGCGAUCGCGGUCCAAGAAACGGCCGGGGCGCGUCCCUGUCGGUCGCGUCUCCCCGCUGCCCACCCGCGCGUAUCCUCUCCGGCAGCUUUCAUGACGACUGUUAUCGCGAUUAAACGCAAUUUCUCCGACAUGUUCAGCCGUCCGGAUUCGGCGAAGGCCACAUUUGUCUCCAAUGUACAGCGACGAUGGUGAUGAUGAUGGAUUUGGCGGAUUUGCGGGAAUUGAUGACGAAGAUCUUUUAAACGCUGCAACCCAAUAUGAUCAUUCGACAACUCGGACCACUGCGAGGCAAAAAGGAGGACAGACGGGCCGUGUCCAUCAAUCAAGCACUACUCCGAUUAUAGCUGCAGCACAAUCGCGCCCCGCUCUCCCAACUUCCCUCUACGUUCGAGCAGCCGAAUCGAAACGACAAAGGCUGAAUGUCGUGGAGAAAACCGGUUGUGAAGCCUCUGCAGGAGCGCCUUUAGCCCAUCGUGGUGAUGAUCAUGCUAGUCUUUCAGCACACCCCGCGGCAUAUUUGACAACAGAUGAUUACGGAUCGGACGAGCUAGAUGAAGCUGAUGAUACACGGCUUGAUCCUCCGUCCUCUGCCACAAAAGCAGGAAGAACCCCAUCCAUAUUCCUUUCCUCCCAAUCAUCAGCGCGCACACCCACUCAUCGAACAAUAACUUUGGGCCCACAGACAAAUCUUCGCCAGACAACGUUGUGGGGCGGAGCAUUGCAGACAAAUGUUCAGAAUUCCCAAGGUGCAGCGCCUCGUCGGGCCUGGCCACUGGCCAACCAAGACGAGCUCCCUACACAUCACAAACUAGAUCCAGAAGCGCUGAAGACAUGGGUGUAUCCGACGAAUCUUGGCACGAUUCGAGACUAUCAGUUUAACAUCACUCAAAGAGGACUUUAUCACAACCUUCUGGUCGCAUUGCCCACUGGGCUCGGGAAAACGUUCAUCGCAGCAACAAUCAUGCUCAAUUGGUUUCGCUGGGCCCCCGAGUCUCAAAUCGUCUUUGUUGCCCCAACCAAACCAUUGGUCACGCAACAGGUUGAGGCCUGUUUUGGCAUUGCGGGUAUACCAAAAUCCCAGACCACAUUGCUUACUGGCAGCACACCUCCAGGUGUCAGGGCAGAGGAGUGGUUAAAAAAACGCGUGUUCUUUAUGACACCGCAGACAAUCAUCAAUGACUUGAAAUCAGGGACAUGUGACCCAAAGAAAAUCGUCUUAGUGGUCGUCGACGAAGCCCACCGCGCAACAGGGAAUUAUGCAUACGUAGAGGUCGUGAACUUCUUACGACGCUUUAAUCCUAGUUUUCGUGUCUUGGCUCUGACCGCGACUCCCGGUGCAACUGUCGAUGCCGUUCAGCAGGUUAUUGAUGGUUUGGGCAUAGCCCGUGUAGAAAUCCGCACAGAAGAGUCACUUGAUAUUCGCCAAUAUGUUCACAGUCGAAAUAUUGAGACCUUUAUAUUUGAUCCCUCCGAGGAGAUGACCAUGGUGAUGGAUCUCUUUUCCAAGGCAUUGCAGCCUGUGUUGGACAAGCUCAACCAACAGAACGCCUAUUGGAGCAAAGAUCCUAUGAAUCUGACACCAUACGGCUUGACGCAAGCGAGGCAAAAAUGGAUGCUCUCAGAUGCGGGGAGAAGCGCGCCCAUGGGUCUGAAAGGAAUGAUGUUUUCCAUCUUCUCGAUUCUUGCUACCCUUGCUCAUGCUAUUGACCUGCUCAAAUUUCACGGUAUUGGUCCCUUUUACCACAACCUCGUCGGGUUCAAAAACGACACAGGCGCUGGGGAAAAGGGUAGUAAAUACCGGAAACAGAUCAUCGAGAGCACGCAUUUUCAGCAAAUGAUGAAUAGGGUACAUUCGUGGGUUGGGAACGAAAAUUUUGUUGGUCACCCGAAGCUCGAAUAUUUGCAGUCGGUAGUCUUGAAUCAUUUCUUGGAUGCCGGAGAAGGGGGACCAGCUGCUAGUGGUGCCCCUCCUGCCCACACACGAGUCAUGAUUUUCGUGCACUAUCGUGAUAGUGCUGAAGAGGUUGUGCGCGUCUUGAAAAGAAACGAGCUUAUUAGGCCUCAUGUUUUCGUCGGCCAGGCACAUUCCAGGGGAUCAGAAGGAAUGGAUCAGAAGAAGCAAUUAGACGUCGUUCAUAAAUUCAAAAUUGGCGUAUACAAUACGCUGGUUGCGACGUCUAUUGGAGAAGAAGGUCUGGACAUAGGCGAAGUCGACUUGAUAGUUUGUUAUGACUCUUCAGCAUCCCCAAUACGAAUGCUUCAACGGAUGGGACGUACCGGCAGAAAACGCACCGGAAACAUUGCGCUUUUGCUCAUGCGGGGCAAGGAGGAAAACUCAUUCGUUCAGGCCAAGGACAACUACGAGAAAAUGCAACAUAUGAUCGCGUCGGGGGCUUACUUCAACUACCACGAAGAUAAGUCGUUUCGGAUCGUGCCGAAGGAAAUUCAACCGGUUGUCGACAAGAAAGCUAUUGAGAUACCAGUGGAAAAUACACAGCCAGAUUUGCCAGAACCGCGGAAACGGGCAGCUCCACCAAAACGGCCACCUAAGAAAUUCCACAUGCCUGACGGCGUCCGUGCAGGGUUUGUUAGGGCGUCAAGACUUCAGGGUGAAACCAACUCUGAUGGCACUACCGAGGAAGAGGCUGCUUUCCAAGUUUCAAAACAGUCAAGGGCAGCUCAAUUGGUUGAACUUGAAGCUCUGCCUGAUCUGGAUGAAGUAUUGCUGAGUAACCGGGAGGAGACAGAGCUUAGCCAGAGAUAUCAGCAAGUUUCAGGCGGCGAUGAGGUGCAAGUUGUGAGUAUGCCCCGGCUGAAUGCCUAUCCAGCUCGACAAAGGAUCAGCUCUUAUACAAAGCUCCUGAAACAUGGCCAAGUCACGAAACGAACUGUUCGCCUACUUCAUAAAAUGCAUAGCAUUGGGAAAGAACAAGUCGAGCAGCUGGAGGAGAAUGUCCAUAUGGAGGAUCUCGAAGGCGACCCUAUCGAGCUUGACGGGCUUGCAGUCAAGCUCUCCCCAGAGCCCGAAGUCGAGGACGCACAAGCAUUUCCUUCUCAGAAGCAACUGAGCUCGCAGUCUCUUCGAAGAAAACAGCAUGGUUCAUAUCCGGGUUUACGGACGGAGCUUGUCUCUCUUGAAGCGGAAUCCUCCACCGAUGAGAGUGCCACGAGCGGUGCACAUCGCGGUCAAGGGCCAACCCAAGAAACAGAUACGGACAUGGAUGAUUUCAUUGUGCCUGACGAGGAAGACGUGAUGCCAGCUGAGUCGGCUGCGUCCUCCCCGCCCUCUGUUUUAGGCUCCUCCAAGCAUCCAUACUCUUCACCACGGCAGAUUCUCGGAUGCACAACAGCUGCAGACUCAGAGGAAGACCUUCCGGACAUUGACACACUGGUGAACUGCCCAACGGACGGAAGAGAUCCUUCUCCCAUUAGUUCAAUAAGUAAUGCGAAACUGUCGUCGAGCUCGCCGGUACGCAAUUUGCACAGAAACAAGAGAGCUCGACGCAAUAUUGUGGAUGACAGCGAGGACAGUGACGACUAGAUAUGGUUUUGGAUAUGGAUUAACAAGCAUGUCUUACGGCGUUUAAUGGGCAUUAUCAUUGACGGUUUAGGGUAUUAUCAUAAUUGAGGAUUAUUUAUUGGAGAGAUGGGAGAGUAUUAGACCUAUCUAGUACGUGUCACUUUUAUAAGACGCGAAUAUAUGAAAUUUAUCGAG
Messenger RNA from Xylona heveae TC161, 3767 nucleotides. Its product is annotated as P-loop containing nucleoside triphosphate hydrolase protein. Gene Ontology annotation, molecular function: 3'-5' DNA helicase activity; ATP binding; hydrolase activity. The record is from RefSeq and is a predicted model, not a curated record. Bases 225 to 3593 code for a protein of 1122 amino acids. Lineage: Eukaryota; Fungi; Ascomycota; Xylonomycetes; Xylonales; Xylonaceae. Gene Ontology annotation, biological process: replication fork reversal; double-strand break repair via synthesis-dependent strand annealing; interstrand cross-link repair. The transcript has 2 exons.